Dictyostelium purpureum is the source of this 3537-nucleotide messenger RNA. RefSeq lists its product as uncharacterized. The record is from RefSeq and is a predicted model, not a curated record. The transcript is spliced from 3 exons. The coding region runs from base 1 to 3537 and encodes 1178 amino acids. NCBI's taxonomy places the organism in Eukaryota, Evosea, Eumycetozoa, Dictyosteliales, Dictyosteliaceae.
AUGGAUACAAAAAUAAAUAAUUUAUACGAAAUAGUAAAUAAAAUAAAUGGUUUAAAAUUAUUAAAAAAUAAAGAAGAGAAUUAUUUAGAUAUUGAAAAAAUAAAUAAUAAUAAUAAAAAUAAAAAUAAAAAUAAAAAUAAUAAUAAAAAUAAAAACAAAAAUAAAAAAAAAAAUAAAAUUAGUAAUAUAAAUAAUGAUAAUAAUUCAAUAUCUUCAUUCGAAUUAUUGUUUUGGAGGGUUUUUAGAAAUUCAUUUUUAUUUGAUAAAAUAGUAAAUCAUUUAGAAUCAACAGAAAAAGUUAUAGAAGAAGAAAAUAAAAUAAAUUCAUAUAAAAGUAAAUACAAGUUUAGAGAGAUUAAAAAUUUAGCGUUCAUUGUAGAGAACGAACUGUGGGGUUUGCUUAAAGAUAAAUUAAUCAGUGACCAAUAUAUCCAUUUUGAUAAAUCGUCAAUAUCAUUAUUUAUUCAGUACUGCGAAGAUGUGGGUUUAAUAAAGUUGCUCUACGAGAAGAGAAUGUUGCAAGUAUCAAUGGUCGAUAUGGUUUAUGUUUCAGCUAAAAAUAAUAAUUUAAAAUCAUUGAAAUUGUUUUUAGAUCAUUUUAAAUUACCAAUCUAUCCAUCUACAUUAGAUUAUGCUAUAUCGGGUUCAUCCUUCGAAAUAUUUCAACUCUUAAUUAAUACUCUAAAAGAGAGAAACCAACCAAUUUAUCAUGAAAUAAAAGAAACUGCACUAUAUAAUUCUUUUAAAAACUACAAAAUAAUGGCCAAAGGAAAUGAACUAAUUCAAUUUAUAAUAGACCAUGAUGAACUCCACGUCCAUUCUGUAGAUGUAAAGAAGAUAGACUUACCGUCAUUGUAUAAAGUACGCACUAAGAGCGUUUUAAAAAGAAAGAUUGUAGCAAUGGGUUAUGUAGAUUUAACUGAUACAUUUUUUCUUGUUCAACACAUUAUAAACAACUUUAAAAAGCUAACCAUCAACGACCUUUGCUUUUAUCUCGAUAUGUUAUCAAGUAAAAUAGAAAGCAUCAAUUUAAGAGAUCCACCCAUUGAUAGAGAAAUCAACGAAUCAAUAUUAGAAAUGUCUCAAAGUGGUAUCGAUGAAAAAGAACAAAGAGAAAUUGAAAAGUGUUUAAAACACAAGAUUAUGAAGAUUGUAAAAAAUGAUUUUUUAUAUUUAGAAUACCUAAAGCAAUACGAUUUCAAUGACCUAGAUAAAAUUAUAGAUAUACCAAGUAGACUUUUAUAUCAACAUACAUUUCAAGCCCUCAGUCUUAAAGGUCUCAAUUACUUAAUUCAUUUAGGAAUAGAGUUUUAUGUUCCUUCGUUUCCCAUGUUAAGUAGUUGUAAAAGCAAAGACCCAAUUGAAAUUUACAGUUUUAUCAAAAAAUUUUUUUCACAAGACUUAAUCAAAUAUGAUGGUUGGCUCGUGGUUUCAAAAUUUUUAAUUCAAAAUUUUCCCAUUUCUCUUUUAGAAAAAGUAAUAUCUAUUAAAGAGUACCCAAUCCAAAAUUUUUUAAUUGAAAAUUUAAUAUUUAAGGAUUUUAAAAAAUAUGAAUGGUUUGUUGAAACAAUAUUAAAACCAUUUGGUUCAAAUAAAUUAAAAAAUGAAUACAACUUUUUUGCAAAUCAUCAAGUAUCAAAAAAUGAUUAUUACAGAGAACCAAAUAUAAAUACAAAGUUGUCCAUAACAACCAAAGAUGACAUCGAUUUUAUUUUCAGGUGCACAGUUCACAUAACUAAUAUUUUUUUUAUCAGAAAUAAAGAAUUUUAUAAUUUAAAAAAAGAUGGUUAUUCAAGUAUUUCAUUCGAUAAGAAGUUAAUUGGCGGAAAUGGAUUCUUUUCCAUCAUUAAAUCAUUAGAAGCAGCAAAAUAUUGUUCAAUUAAAUUCCCAUUUUUACCAAAGGAUUUAAUAUAUUAUAAUUUAAUAGUAAAAACAGUAUUAGAAUGUGAUAUCAACACCAUGAAAUUAAUCGACGAAGAAAAUGUUAUAAUUAAUUACUUUAAAGGAAUAUUUACACAGCCAUUACCAAAAGUAAUAGAAUUUUUUGAAUACCUUAAAGAAAGCAAAUUUAAAAGUUUUUCUAAAAAGUUUGGGUUUUAUCAUUUAGUUUAUCAACUAUUACAAUCAUAUCCAGAAGAACACGAGCUAUUGGAAAUUACUUCAAACUUAGACUAUAAUUCAAAUCCAAGGGGUUCAUUUAAUUUAUUUAUUACAUGCUGCUUCUCGAAUUCACAGUUAGAACAUGAACAGGAUAAGAUGUAUCUUUUAAGUGCGAGUGUUAUAUUGGACAAACUAAAUCUUUUAAAAGUAUUUCAAAAGAUCCCUCUAAGUAAUAUCAUGGAUGUCUUAUAUAGAAAUUUAUUAUUAGAAAAGUAUUCAGUUGACUAUAGAAAAGAUGAAUCUCAUUUCCAUUCAAUUUUUGCAAUUAUAGAAAUACUUUUAAAGAAAAUAGAACCAUCAGGUUUAGUUUACUUUCAUCCAUUAUUUCAGCAUCUUUAUAAUAUAUUGGUUCAAUGCGAUUUGGAAGAUUUGAAUCAGUUAGAAGAGAUCCAUCAACUUUAUCAUUUCCACUCAAUUCCAUUAGUAAUUGGCUUCUACCAUAUAUUCUUUUACCUGGACAUCAAAGCACAGAAUCUAGGUCGUUAUUAUCUUUUUAUAAGAGCUCAAAAUUUAGAAUGCGAAUGGUUUACCCAUGCAAACAACUAUAAUGGUGACGUUAUUCCAAAGUAUUUUGUCGAUAGCGAAAUCAGCUUCAAUUUUAUUAAAAAAAAUAGUUUUCAAGAUGUUUACUAUUUAUUAAGAAAUUUAGUAAUGCUAAAUCCAGAUUUUAGCAACGAAAAAAAAGUAGAAGAGUUAAUAGAUGACGAUAAAAGCUUUACCGAUGAAAAGGAGGAAGAAAUGAAAUUCAGUUUAAAUCAAGACAUAGAGUUUCUAAGUACCUAUUUACAAUUUCAUCUUAUAGUGAAAUUAUUGAAACAUUCUCAAGAAGUAAUCGAAAUAAAUUCAAAAACUUUAAAGGAAAGAACAAAGCAAUUUUUAAUUCAAACCAUCGAUACAAAAUCAUUGAAAAAGAUUUUAGAUUUAGAUAUUAAAUCUUUAGAAAAUAAACUAUUAGAAACUUCAUUUAAUGAAAGCAGGUUAGAUUUAAUCAAAAUAAUUAUGGAAAAUUAUAAAGUCAAACCAAUAAAAACAGAUAAAACAUUUUUGUUUAGAACUAACCAAUAUGAUAUUGUAGAGUUUAUGUUUAAAAACCAUAAAGAUAAAUUUGGCAAUUAUGACAAACAAUGGUUUGAAGCCGCUUUCGAAAAUGGGUUCAUCUCUUUGUGUCUGUUAAUAGAGGAACAUUUUCCAGAAGAAGAUAUCAUCCUAACCAUUGAUAACAUUGACAAUACAUUGGCAAACAAGAAUGUUCAUAUUAUCGAAUACUAUUAUUUAAAAUAUAGUUUUAUGGUCUAUUUAAAAGGAGAUAUCGAAAAAUUAUGUAAAUUUUACUAUCCUCUGGAUUAUAAAUAUUUUAAUUGGUUAAACAAUAAUUAG